Molecule: messenger RNA, 456 nt
Organism: Trichomonas vaginalis G3
Lineage: Eukaryota; Parabasalia; Trichomonadida; Trichomonadidae
Exons: 1
Coding region: 1-456 (151 amino acids)
Source: RefSeq, a predicted model, not a curated record
AUGAAUAAAGAUGAUGUUAUAAAUUUCUUAUAUCCUACAUCUGAAGAAGAAAAACCUAAAGAACCUGAUGUUUUCCCUGAAUAUUAUGAAGAACGAAUUAAAGAUGAUGAAUACAAUGAAAUUGAAAGACUGGAAAAAAUAAGAGAUGAAAUAGAUGAAAAAAUUAAGGAAUUAAGAGAAGUUGAAAAAUAUAAUGAAAAUGAAGUAGAGGGUUUAAUGAAUAUCCCAGCUUCAGAAUCAGAAGUUCAGAAAUCUCAUGAAGAAAGAUAUAAAAAUUAUGUCUCAGAAUCAACACAAAAUUUAUUAGAUGGUGAAAUAGACGAAACACUUUCAGAAGAAGGUACUAAAUUUAUUCGUAAACAUAAGUUACAAUUUAUUGAUAAUGAAGAAUACCCCUGUAUCUUACUUUCACCACCUUUAGAUUCCGAAAAUUCAAAAAAGCUCUUAAAAACGUGA